Messenger RNA from Musca domestica (house fly), 2474 nucleotides. It is a transcript of the gene l(3)72Dn, whose product is annotated as U3 small nucleolar RNA-associated protein 4 homolog. Gene Ontology annotation, cellular component: small-subunit processome; t-UTP complex; 90S preribosome. Bases 176 to 2356 code for a protein of 726 amino acids. The record is from RefSeq and is a predicted model, not a curated record. Gene Ontology annotation, molecular function: protein binding; RNA binding. The transcript is spliced from 4 exons. Gene Ontology annotation, biological process: maturation of SSU-rRNA from tricistronic rRNA transcript (SSU-rRNA, 5.8S rRNA, LSU-rRNA). NCBI's taxonomy places the organism in Eukaryota, Metazoa, Arthropoda, Insecta, Diptera, Muscidae.
CGUCAUUAUAAGAGGUUCGCCUUAUAAUCGCUUCCAUGUAACAAAUUUGACAUUUCAUCGUUCCCCCGCUUUUCGUAAACAACACACACGUGUUUUGACUUGCUGUUCGCUGCGGAUAGAAUAUAAUUCGUUUCUGAAGUUUGUUUAAAAUUUAAACUUUUCAAAAUAUUUUGCAAUGAAAAUGAGACGGGCGAGCGAAUGUGAAAAUCCGCAGAAGGGUCGGACACACAUACACAAUGUGCGAUUCUAUAAUUUGCAACCACGUUCCAUACAAUGUAUGGCCUACAAUACUAUUUGGAAGAAAUUGGCUGUGUCAAGGAAUGAUGGCUCAAUUGAAAUCUGGGAUGUACGACAUGCGCCUUGUUUGGAACGUACCAUUCCAAAAAGUCCACAAAAUUCAGUUGAAGGUUUGGCAUGGGCUGGGGAGCGCCUGUUCAGUGCUGGUCUCAACGGACAGUUGGUGGAGUGGAACUUACAAACGCUGCAGCCUCGUAUUAAGCAACAUGUUACAGGAAAUGCCAUCUGGUGUAUAGAUGUAAAUCGUGAGGGCAACGAAAUAGCCAUUGGUACGGAAGAGGGCUACAUAAAUAUCUUCAACAUUGAGGACAAUCAAUUCCAGUACAAAGCUUUGUUCGAUAGACAGGAAGGCCGCGUGUUGUGCUGUCGUUUUGAUGCAACAGGUAACUUUUUAGUUACCGGCUCUAUGGGAGCCAUACGUAUUUGGGACACCAGAACAGGGCAUGCCAUACACAAAAUGAAUGUAACCAAGAUGUCAUCGGGAAAGGAAACCAUUGUUUGGUCUAUACAAGUUCUUCAAGAUUUCACUAUAAUAUCUGGUGAUUCGCGUGGACAUGUUAGUAUUUGGGAUGGCAAAACGGCUUCGCGAAUUGAGACACAUCAAGCCCUAAAUGCUGAUGUUUUGGCAGUUGCCAUCAAUGAGGAGGAGGAUAAAUUGUUUUGUGCUGGCAUAGAGCCUACUAUACGAAUCUAUGCCAAGACUCAAAUUAAACGUGACAUUAUGAUGUUCUAUAGAUGGGUGAAGUUUUUGCAACGUCGUGUACAUGAUCAUGAUGUCAAGGCUUUGAUAUGUGCCCAGGAGAAUAUUUAUUCCGGUGGUGUGGAUGGCUUUUUGGGUGUAUCAUCGGCAACUAAAACUAGGUCGACAAUACAGAAAUAUGGACCGUUUUUGCAGCAACCCUGUGUAACAGUUUCACCCAUUGAACGUCUUUUGCUUCUACGUUAUGCUCACUCAUUGGAGAUAUGGCGUAUGGGAUCAACAAAUGGCAAGCAAGAGUUGGGCCAAGAGAGCAGUGAAUCAUCAACAUCAAAACUCUUGGCCCUCGAUACAGUACCUGACAAACUUUUAGAAUUUAAAAGCCGAAAUGAGGAACGAAUUGUCUGCUCCACCCUUUCACCCAAUGGACGUUGGCUAUGUUAUUCGACACACACGGAAAUACGUUUGUUUCAUUUUGUGGCUGGCUCCUCAAGCGAUGACGACCAAAAGAAAUGUGAUACUAAGCUGAUUAGAGUUAAAGAUCUACCCGAACAAAUGGAGCCAGCAUCGCAUGUACAAUUCACCGCAGAUUCGAUGCGUCUGAUUGUGGUCAAUCGGGAAAGUAAAAAUAUCAUGAUAUUUGCCAUGCUUUCGAAUGUCAAUGCUGGAGAUCUGAAUAUCUCUAGUACACCGCCUUUAGAUUUUGUGGAGUCUAUUGAUACCAGCAAACACAUUAAGGAUUCCAUAAAAUUAUUCACCGUAUCUGUGUGUGGUUCAUAUAUUGCUGCUGCCAGUAGCGAUCGUUCAAUUGCCGUGUGGUCGAUUCAUAAGGGAAAACACUUUAAACAUCUGCUGAACCUACCAAGAUAUACAGCGGCCACCACUGCGCUCAGUAUACAUCCCGAACAGCCACGAUUGGUAGCUGCAUUUGCUGAUGGUAAAAUAUUUGAAUACGAUUUAGAAGAGAUGUGUUUCACAUGCUCCGAUGUGGAUCGAUUUGUGGUUAAUUCGGAAUAUCAUUGCAUCCAGAAUAUCCUACUCGAUCCUCGUAAUCCCAACAUAUUUGUAAUGCAAAAUGAUUCGGAACUUUUCGUAUUGGAAAAAUGUAAAGCGCGAGAAAAACUCGAAGAUGCUGUUGUGGAAAAUUCAAAAAAGAAGUCGUUGAAGAAAAUGAAAACUAACGAUGAGGAUGAUGAGACCAAAGUCUACAGUUUACGUUUGAAAAUGGAAAAGACAUAUGAGCAUUUAUUAUAUUUGGGUUGGUUGAGUUGCGAUGAAUUGGUAACCGUUUCGGCCAAUCCUACAUCCCUCAUAGAAAGUCUGCCAAGUCCAUUCAAAGAGAAACUCUUUAGAACUAUGUAGAACAUAUAUACUGUAAUAUAUUAUAUGUUAAUAUUUUAAGUUUAAUGUAUUAAGUUUAAAUUUUAGACAAAAUAAUGAGUUAUUCGAAAAAAAUACAUAUAUUUUUGUUAAAAAGUUA